Blumeria graminis f. sp. triticale is the source of this 522-nucleotide messenger RNA. The record is from the annotation of a GenBank genome assembly. NCBI's taxonomy places the organism in Eukaryota, Fungi, Ascomycota, Leotiomycetes, Helotiales, Erysiphaceae.
AUGAUUUUUACUUAUUUUCGUCGGUAUAACCUACCACUAUCUAGAAAGUUUCCUACUUUUCUCUGUCCACCAAAAACUCUUACCGCUCAACAUUCGCGACUAUUCAGCUCAAGGUCUUCUUGUCAGGCAACUUAUAACCAAGUCAUCCGAGUAAUGGGCUGCAGAAAAGCGCGCAAGGCUCGUAAAGCCGUAUCGCCUGCACUCCGCGUUGCGGGUGCUCCAAACCUCAAAGGCGUAUGUCUAAAGGUCGGUACGACAAAGCCGAAGAAGCCCAACUCAGCCGAGAGAAAAGUAGCUAGGGUACGUCUAAGCACAGGAAAGGUUAUCACAGCAUAUAUUCCAGGCGAGGGUCACAAUGCCCAGCAACACAGCGUUGUGCUCGUUCGUGGGGGGCGAAGUCAAGAUUGUCCGGGUGUCAGGUAUCACUUGGUCCGAGGGGCAAUGGACUUAGGUGGUGUUGCAAAUAGACAAACUAGUCGUAGCAAAUAUGGAACUAAAAAGCCAAAAGUCACUGCUUCAUAA